Messenger RNA from Wyeomyia smithii (pitcher-plant mosquito), 3873 nucleotides. RefSeq names its product zinc finger matrin-type protein CG9776. Gene Ontology annotation, cellular component: nucleoplasm. Gene Ontology annotation, molecular function: zinc ion binding; nucleic acid binding. The transcript is spliced from 7 exons. Gene Ontology annotation, biological process: positive regulation of DNA-templated transcription; negative regulation of DNA-templated transcription. The record is from RefSeq and is a predicted model, not a curated record. NCBI's taxonomy places the organism in Eukaryota, Metazoa, Arthropoda, Insecta, Diptera, Culicidae. Bases 236 to 3658 code for a protein of 1140 amino acids.
UUCGUCAUACUUGAUUUAAUUGCACUGCUAGCGUGUUGCAUAGAUUAGGGUCAGUGGAAGAAAAUUUCAUUUUUACAAUCAAAUCGUGAAAUAGAUCGUUGAAAGUUACCGGAAUUUACUUGCCGAUGACUCUCGAAUGUGUAAAGGAGUGAAAUUGUGUUGAACAGACUAUAAACGAAGUGUUUACUCCGACCAAAAAAUCGGCUGAUCAUCGUCUGGUCGGUGAAAAUUAAAAAUGGACGACAAGCGAGACAGCAAAAAGGAUAAGAAGCUUCGUAAAUCACGUAGCCGAAGUCAAAGUCCUAGUCAAGGUUUUGGUCGUCGCAGAAGGGAGAGAAGUCGAAGUAGGGAACGCCAUAGGAGACGGUCUCGUGAGCCCGACAGUCCCGUUAUGCGACGCCGCCGUGGUCGCCGGAGUCCAAGUCCGCCGCCACCACCAAUGAUGCAAGAGGUUCCUCCACCGCCAAUGAUAGGUAGUGCUGCCGCGUACAUGGGCACGGCAGCCCCAAUGUAUGAUAAUUACGGUGGUUAUGCUGCAGCUCCUCCACAGACCUACAUGACCACGGGUUACGGUGGAUAUGACUAUGGGGCACCACCUGUUGCAACGAUGGAUAGUUACGGUGCCAUGGUAAGUGCUCCUCCAGCGAUAAUGAUGGCUCAACCAAUGCCUCCCGGAAAUGAGUACAGUGCGGCACCGCAAAACUGGAGCACUGCGCCACCAGUUGUGCAGGAAACAGAAGAGGAAAAACGUAAACGGGAAGCCGCUAUUGCAUCGGAAGUACGCAAUCAACGUGCGUCCUUAAAGAAGCAGCGAGACGAUUAUCGCCGCCGUGCUGGUGCUUUGAAACGUGAACUAAAAACACUCAAACAACAACGAGAAGAUCUAUGUUCCGGUCGCGAUCCGCCUUCUCCUACCACGAACAAUUUCAUCAAGGAAAACGAUAAACUGCAGUCACAAAUUCAGAGCAAAAUCAGUACUAUUGAGAAUGUCAUCGACAUGCUGGAUGGAAUCAUAGGAAAGGAUAAGUCGCCUACCCCACCACCCCCGCCGAUUAGCACAGAACUUUCCUCGCCUGCGGUGGAUAAAUCCAAAAGUCCUACCAAAAUCCGUAAAGGUUCCGAAUCAUCUGCUUCACCAGAACGAUUGAAAAAGGAAGUUCUGGACACUAUGAAACGUGCAAAGUCUAAGGCAGCGGAAAAACCGUCUGUGAAAACCGAACUGGAUGACGAGGGAAAACCGAAACCUCAGUUCAACUUUGUCUACUACGAUCCGGAGUUGCACUGGUGUUCGGCUUGUGACAUUUUUCCAAAAACUGCAAAAGAAUACUUGAAUCAUCUUCAUUCAGAGCAACACAAGACCAAAGUGCAGAGCAGCUCCUCCGCGCAGGAUUAUCCUUGGCGGGAGAAAGCAUCCGCGGAAGAUAAUUCCUCUCACCCAGGAUUGCCAAGUAAACGGAUCCCCAUUCGUGGUUUGCAAUUUUUUGUUCCGGCCACGGCUUGGUUCUGCAAAAUUUGCAAGCACUGGAUGGGCGAUUUGCAUUGCGCCUCGGUGCAUCUGAAGUCGAAGCUUCACGCCGAUAGCUAUGGACAAUUUAUCGAAAGUACACCGAAUUUUGAAAUUGACUGGAUGACUGAUCGACAGAAGGCGUACGAACGGAUGCGUGACAGCGACCGGCAACCGCAGCAGGAGUGCUCAACAACUCGUGACGUUCCAGAGAGUGGUGUGGCCUUGGCAGCCAGUCAAGGGGGUGACAUUGAUUUUCUAGCUUCUAGCACGGCACAAAAAGACAGCAAGAAAAAGAAAAGCAAAAAAGACGAGAAGCGUGAGAAGAAGAAGAAGAAGCGGUCCAAAAAGAAGAAGAAGCGGGCAGCAUCCUCGAGUAGUUCCAGCUCCAAUUCCAGUUCGGAUUCCGAUUCUGACAAAAAAAGUACUCGAGGCGAUGAGUUUGAUCCAGCAACUUCGAUCCGGGUUGCGAUGCGUAACAUAUUGAAGGCCCAGGAAGCGGCUAAGGAUGCCCACAUAGCGGAGGAUCCUUCGGCAGGUAAAUGGACUGUUGUCCAGUCGGCGUCCGCUCCGCAGGAGCUGACGGCCCCGCCUCCGCCAUUCAUGACGGCCGGAGCGGAGUCUCGCGAAAAACAACGAGAUGAGCUGAUGCUGUCCCAAUGGGUGACUCCGGAUCCGGUUAUUUCUGAAAAUGACAAAAAAUUGCUUGAACAGCUUAAAGGUAAGAUGUCCAAGAAGCGUGACGAAGUUCCGUCGGGAAAUACUGGAAGGCAUCAGGAUGGAGGUGGUAGGUAUCAUGAAGGCAGCAGCAGACAUCAGGAUGCUGGUGGUAGACAUCAGGACGGCGGAGGCGGAAGAUAUCAUCAGGACAGUGGCGAUCGGGCUGAUCGACGACGCGGAGGGGAUGAUGCAAAGCGACGAAGUCGUUCAAUAACUCCUCCUUGGAGACGAAACGGUAGUCCUGGUCGACGAUUCGGUGGCUUUGGAAGGGACCGUCGAAGUCCCGAUCGCCGGCGUGAACAUCGAAGUCCGGAUAUACGUGGUCGAGAUCGCAGCCGCGAACGGGACAUGGAGCGUGGCGGGCGGUUCGAUAGACGUAGACGCAGUAGAUCUCGUAAUCGACGCAGUCCCAGUUAUGGCCGAGGCAGAUUCCGUAUGCGAAGAUCCUACUCGCGUUCUAGAUCUCGAUCACGCUCUCGCAGUAGGCCAAGGGUUAUUGAAAAACCGAUCGUUAAUUUCCCUCCAGAGCCGAAACCAAAACCUGAGAAGAAACAUAAAGAAAAGAAAGAAGUUAAGGAGAAAGAAACGAAACCAGUCGCUUUACCCGUUGGACAGAAAAAAUUGCCAUUCAUCGGAAGGAUGCCAGUGUUUAAGAAGCAACAGCAGGAAGUUAAAAAAGACGAAUCCUGUACAGCGGAAAAAAUGGAUGGUACAACGUCUGAUGGUUUCGAAAAUGGUAAUCAUCAGCACGCAGAAGAGUUUGUGGAUAUGAUGCCGGAUCCUUACCAAUAUGUUGCUCUGAUGGGAGCUCCUCCUCCGCCGCCAUCGCGUCCUUCGAAGCCGGACGAAAGUAUUCUUCCUCCCGGAAUUGAUGAAGCGGAAGCAGAUCUGGUCCCCAAACCGAUCAGUGAUGCUCCGAUUCCUAGGAAGGGUCCGCUUCCCAAAGAUUUCCAGGAAGCACUCGAUAUCAUUUUUGACGGAGACAGGCAGAAACCUGGCGAAGUAAUAGCCAACGAAACAAAACCUCCGGAGGCUCCACCAAUUCCGAUAGUUCAAGUUCUGGACACUGAUCAACCACAGAUGAUCGUACCGGAAGCGAUCGAAAUCUACAAUCAACAAAUUGCUGCCCAGUACAGCACAGCAGUUGUAUCAGCAGCGCCAAUGGUGUACGAUGACGAAUCGCAAAAUCAGCCAUUAGAAAUGAACACCCUCGAUGGUGCAGCUGAGCAUUCGUCCGAUUCAACGGCUGCCGCUGGAUCACCGGAGGACAACACGGCCAGCAACGAUGAAGCCACGAUGGGUGCACCGGAGGUCGAAGCUCCACCGCCACCUCAGGAGAAAGAAAACGAGGAAACCCGUCGUAAAAGGGCAGAACUGGAGGAACUUGCCAUGCUCGGAAUCGACGCCGACGAUAUGGCGGCUCAAAUUUUCUGAGUAAACACAUUAGUUUGACUUUAUUUUAUUCGAGUCGUAGGUUAUAGGUUUCUUCGUAUUCCCUAGCGUCACACAAAAAUAGUGAUGUAUUCAAUAUAAUCUCUGAUGUCAAAUGGUCCGUUUUAAUUCGCACUUUCAGAUAGAACAUUUUCAGUUUUGAACAGUAUCAAGAUAAAUGAUUAACGAUAUUGGAAAUAAAUUGUUAUUAUCAAAAA